Molecule: messenger RNA, 2290 nt
Organism: Daucus carota subsp. sativus
Lineage: Eukaryota; Viridiplantae; Streptophyta; Magnoliopsida; Apiales; Apiaceae
Product: ABC transporter G family member 26
Exons: 9
Coding region: 89-2152 (687 amino acids)
Biological process (GO): transmembrane transport
Cellular component (GO): membrane
Molecular function (GO): ATP hydrolysis activity; ABC-type transporter activity; ATP binding
Source: RefSeq, a predicted model, not a curated record
UUGAUCCAAACACACUAUCUGUAAUAGAACAGAUGUUAUGAACUUACUCGAACAAGUCCCACACAGAUUUUGAGUGUCAAGCCAAAAAAUGGAAGUUUCAAGACAAGAUGAAAUACAAGACUUAUCGCUCUCCCCUCCAUCUCCGGGGUCUAUGCAAAUUGCAGCUAGAAAUGGCUUUGGCCAUAAUAUAGAUUACAUGUCACAAGCCUACCUCAGAAACAGAAGCUGCUCACAGAUUGAUAUAGAACUAGAUGACAGCUCAAAUGCCAUUAAAGACCGUCCCCUUCCCAUAUAUCUUAAGUUUCAUGAUGUGGAAUACAAGGUGAAAAUAAGUAAAGCUGCAUCUGCCAACCCUUUGAAGGCCGUCGUGACCAAAGUAGCGUCACAAAUUAAUCAUGACAAUUACAAGCAGAUACUGAAGGGUAUAACAGGGAGCGUUGGCCCUGGCCAGAUCCUUGCUUUAAUGGGUCCUUCUGGUAGUGGGAAAACUACAAUGUUAAAGGUAAUAGGAGGGAGAUUGCAAAAGAAUAUUAAAGGAACAAUCACUUACAAUGACAUUCCUUACAGUCCAGCUCUUAAAAGGAGGAUUGGUUUUGUUACACAAGAUGAUAUUCUGUUGUCACAAUUAACAGUAGAAGAAACUUUAGUAUUUGCUGCAUACUUGAGACUUCCAGGUAGCAUGACUAGAAGGCAGAAAUAUGAAAGAGUGGAAACAAUCAUCAAGGAAUUGGGCCUUGAAAGAUGUCGAAGCACACGCAUAGGAGGAGGAUUUAUUAAAGGAAUCUCAGGGGGAGAAAGGAAAAGAACUAGUAUCGGUUAUGAAAUUCUGGUUGAUCCAUCAUUACUAUUGCUUGACGAACCAACUUCAGGCCUUGAUUCGACCUCGGCAAACAAGCUCCUCCUUAUCCUUCAAGAUGUUGCUAAGGCAGGAAGAACAAUAAUCACAACAAUACACCAGCCUUCGAGCAGAAUGUUUUACAUGUUCAAUAGGGUUCUUCUGUUAUCAGAAGGUUAUCCUGUGUAUUAUGGAAAUGCCAAAGACUCGAUGGAUUAUUUCUCCUCCUUGCAUUUUACACCUGAAAUUGCUAUGAAUCCUGCAGAAUUCUUAUUGAAUUUAGCCACUGGUCAGAUAAAUGACAUUACUGUUCCUGAUGAUUUGCGUUCGAUUCAGGACACACCUGAAUAUGAGAAGGUUGUACUCAAGCAUCUACGACAAAAGUAUAAAACAGAACUGGAGCCAAAAGAGAAAGAAGCAAAUCAUAUGACAACGAAGACAUUGGAGCAUCUCCAAGUAGCUAUCCAAUUAAAGAAAGACUGGACAAUGACUUGGUGGGAACAGUUCCUAAUUUUGAGUGAGAGAACAUAUAAAGCAAGAUAUAGAGAUUAUUUUGACGUGUUAAGACUAGCUCAAGCACUAGGAGUUGCAGUCUUGUUAGGCCUUCUGUGGUGGAAAUCUAGCACCCAUACAGAAGCUCAGCUCAGAGAUCAGAUUGGUUUGAUGUUCUACAUUUGUAUUUUCUGGACAUCAUCAUCAUUAUUCGGAGCGGUGUAUGUUUUCCCAUUUGAGAAAGUGUUUUUGGUGAAAGAAAGGAAAGCGGACAUGUACAGAUUGAGCGUGUACUAUGCUUGUAGUACAAUGUGUGACAUGAUAGCCCAUGUUCUUUAUCCAACACUUUUUAUGACCAUUUUGUAUUUCAUGGCUGGAUUUAAUCAAACUGCAGAAUGCUACUUUAUGACAUUGGCUGCAGUCUUAUUAGUAGCUAUUACAAGCCAAGGAGCUGGAGAAUUAUUUGGAGCUAUAGUAAUGAGUAUUAGAAGAGCUGGAAUGAUUGCUUCUUUACUACUUAUGUUGUUUCUUCUCACAGGGGGUUACUAUGUCCAGCAUAUACCAAGAUUUAUGCGGUGGUUAAAAUAUGUAUCGUUUAUGUACCAUGGAUUUAGGCUGCUGUUGAAGGUGCAAUAUUCCGGUGACCAAUUAUACGAGUGUGAUAGUAUUGGAGGAUGCAGGACAUUGCAGAGUUCGCCUUCAUUCGACACUGUCAACUUAAAAGGCGGGUUACAAGAAGUUUGGAUUUUGCUGGCUAUGUCACUAGUUUAUCGAUUCUUGGCUUACGUUUGUCUUCGUCGAAAGAUUAACAACUGCGAAUUAUGAAUAAUGUAUCAUUCUAGCAGUGACUGAAACCUUCUCGUAUAGCAUAGAUAUAUUAACAUUUGAAAAACAGCAGCACAAUCAGCAUUUCAAUCUAAAGUAUCGUAGGUUUGUUAAUAAAACAAAUAGAUUUCACCCUUG